CGUGACAACAUUUUAGUUCUGUCAGCCUCCGUAGUGCUUCAAAAGGGAGGGUCGAGGGGUGGAGUGAGCUUUAAGAUGCCAACAUAAUCGUUCUUGUUCCAGUACUUUCUCUUCUACUCACAGAGUAUAUUACCAGCCAAAAAAGUGCACGAUUUCUUAAUCUCCUCUUUAAAUCCUCAUUUAUACAGUUGAAACAUACUGUCAGAGGUUUUCGGUGCUUUUUUUCAAAUUUUAGAGUAGUCAGAUUGUUAUCAACAAAAUCCCUGUUUAUGCAGACUCCAUUACUAGAGUUUACUGCUUUACUUAGAGGGUGAUGAAACAUGUUACAAAAUUUCAUAAAAUAUAUUUCAUUUAUUUCACCCAUAAGGCUUUGUGUUGUUUUGAAAACUGCUGAUUGAAGAAAAGCAAAACAGCUGUUGUUCAUACAUCCAGAAGGCAGAAUAAUUUCAUUGUCUUUUAUCUGCUGACUGUAUUUUGCUUGCGCUGUCUAGAGAUAUAUCAUGGCAGGGAUGACAGGAAAUGAAGGAAUCCACACAUUGCCCUGUGGGAUCCAGAGGCCGGGUCCACAUCCUGAGCAGCAGACAGGAGACACGGACAAAAGGGGCAUCCUGAUCCAGCUGACUGGCACAGAGGGUGAAUGGGACAGUCUUGACGACAACGACCUCAUAUUCACCUUAGACUGUGAUGGUCAAAAGUCACUAAGCCCCCUCCCAAAGAAAAGGCCAUGUUCUGUUGACGUUCAGUCUGAAGAGGAUUGCAACUCGCCUGAGUUCACCGUUCCUACCUCCCCCUCUUCGCCGGGCUCCCUCGGCUCUGGCUUCCUAACACCUACCCACCGGCCCUUGGCGAGCCUAGUGAAGUCUUUAUCUACGGAGUUGGAACUAAAGGAGUCCUCUCUAAAACCCAAGCCACUUCUCAGUCUCGUCAAGUCAAUUUCCACAGAGCUUUCCCGCAGCGAGCCAGAGGUGUCUCAAUCCAAGUCUGAUUCCAAGCUCAAUCUGCACCUGUUGACACAAUUCACCCAAUCUAAGAACCGCAACGGUGACUCCCGCACCGCCCCUCCAUCUCCGGUCAACCUGUCCCCUACUGAGCCCAAAGCCAGCUUCUUCAGAAUGGAGCUUGAGGACACUCGACGCAAGUUCUCUGAGGCCAUGCAAGAACCUCUGAGCAUGUUUAGUAAAAUCAUGCGUGAGGACAGUGUUGGCAGCCCUAAGCACCAAAGGAACACCGGGUCAAUGGACUCUCCGAGCUACAAAGGAUUCGGAAUCGGGAAAUCGCUCACAGACUUGACCGUAGGCGAAUCGCCGAAGAACGUAAGGAAGGCAGAUUGUGAGAUACUACCACAGUGCAACUGGCCCGUGAAACACCGCAAACGUUGUGUUCAUAAAUCUUGCUUUGCCCAUGAUGACCACAGUAGACAAGACGACGUUGCACCCAUCAUGAUGGAGUCUAACACACAUGGUACCAUGAUCCAAAACACAAAUACGAAUAAAACCGAUAAGCAAGGUUUGCCAGUAGAUGUUGCAGAGCAAUGUUCAACUCCAAAUGGUCUCAUCUAUGUAGCAUUGCUAUCUUACUGCUACUUUAUCUUACCUAUGUCUUCUUAUUGUUCUGGGCUAUUUUUCGGGUUAGUGUUUGGUUUAAUGUUGGGUCUUUUGCUCAUCCGAUGGGGCUCCACCAGACGCCCUUCCACCAAACAAAAAAGACAAAAUUUCAUCCCUUAUAACAGCAUUGUCUUUGAGCCCCUACAAAGCAAAGCUCCUUGCGUCAAGGGCUGGAUGAACGAAAUGUACGCAUACGAUGUAGAAACCUACCACCCAUCCCUUAUGCACUCUGUGUAUGUCACAUUGGAAGGACCCUAUUUGCGGCUUGACUACCCCCAUAACAACAUUCCCCGCUGGGCUGCCUUUGAUGAGCCCUGCUAUGAGAUGAAUUUCACCCGCUGUCGGAUAUUUACAGUCACUGGCAGCAAGGUAUUUAUUUUGCCAUUGGCUUUGGCACGGAAAAGAGUGUGGAACAGGAAGUAUCCCAUCUGCAUACGUUUGGCUGAAGGAGAGAGAGGUGUGGAGGAGGAGACGGUUGACGGACAGGGGGAGAACCAGAAAACAGAGAAACUCAUUGGCCAUCCUAUUACAAUAUUCCUUUUUGGAAGAACAGGGCGGGAAAAAGAGGAGUGGUUUCAUCGACUACUUUCUGCAUCCUGUUGCAAUGAAGAGGACCAUCGUGAAUCUGUAUUUGAUAAAUCUGCGUUGCAUGUGGAAUGCCCGUCGAGUCUGUCACGUGUUGAUGAAUGUAAGGAGAACAUUGAGGAUGUAUUCCACAGUGACCCGGUUGGCAAAAUAAAGGAGAACAUUUUACCAGACUAUACUUCAUACAUGACCGGUCUCAUCUUCUCAGGAUAUGGCACUCCUCUUACAAGCCCUUGCCAUAGCAGCACCCAAAGCAGUCCUGCUGAUAAAAAGCAGCACAACUUUUGCUGCCAUGAGGAUGAAACAAACCCUGUCUGGUUGAAUGCUCUGAUUGGCCGAAUCUUUUGGGACUUCCUACAUGAGAAGUACUGGGCUGAUCAAGUCGCAACCAAGAUACAGCGAAAGCUGAGCAAAAUCCGGCUGCCUUACUUCAUGGAUGAACUGACCCUCACCGAACUGGCCAUGGGCUCCAGCAUGCCCCAGAUAACAGGCACGUCCCCACCACAGGUCAACAGCAGAGGUCUUUGGUUACAUUUGGAAGUGGAGUACACAGGGGCUCUGCAAAUGAUUCUGGAGACCAAGAUUAACCUCUCCAGACUUGGAAAGGAGGGAGUACUGGAAGCAGACACAGAGUUGGAGACCAUCAAUGAUUUGUCUAGACUCUCAGUGCUGGCUGACAGUGAUGAAGAAUCUUCAAGUGCAGGAUCCUCUGAUGAAGAUGACACUGCUGACACUCAUGGAUCUCUGGCAGACAAGACUCUGUCUGCUGCGGAGGGAGCAGCAGCAGGUGGCAGCACUAGUAGGCGUAUUUUGCGAUUUGUUGACAAGGUUGCUAAAUCAAAGUGCUUCCAGAAGGCCACAGAAAAUGAAUACAUCAAAAAGAAGUUUGAAGAAAUGUCCAACACCCCUCUGCUGCUUGCAGUAGAAGUUCAGGAGCUCUCUGGAACACUUGCUGUGAACAUUCCUCCUCCCCCCACAGACAGAAUAUGGUACAGUUUCUGCUUCCCUCCGAAACUUGAUCUAAGAGUCAGACCCAAAUUGGGAGAACGAGAAGUGACUUUCUGUCAUGUGACUGAAUGGAUUGAAAAGAAGUUACAGGACGAGUUUCAGAAAGCUUUUGUUUUGCCCAACAUGGAUGAUAUUUACUUGCCACUGAUGCAUUCUGGGAUGGAAAAUGUACACCCUGCACAGUUUCCCCCUCAUUCAUCUGUUGCCUCCACAGAAAGGUGUGAUAUGGAACAGACUUCAGAAUUACAGUAG
Molecule: messenger RNA, 3449 nt
Organism: Triplophysa dalaica
Lineage: Eukaryota; Metazoa; Chordata; Actinopteri; Cypriniformes; Nemacheilidae
Gene: tex2l
Product: testis expressed 2, like
Exons: 11
Coding region: 501-3449 (982 amino acids)
Cellular component (GO): endoplasmic reticulum
Molecular function (GO): lipid binding
Source: RefSeq, a predicted model, not a curated record